This is a messenger RNA of Exophiala xenobiotica, 1909 nucleotides long. RefSeq lists its product as uncharacterized. The coding region runs from base 1 to 1782 and encodes 593 amino acids. The transcript has 3 exons. The record is from RefSeq and is a predicted model, not a curated record. Lineage: Eukaryota; Fungi; Ascomycota; Eurotiomycetes; Chaetothyriales; Herpotrichiellaceae.
AUGGCUCCCUCAAAGGAGGUGACUAACAUUCUUUUCGUGCCGUACCGACAAUCGACGUCACACAAGGCUAAGUUAAGCUCGACCGUCGGCGACGACAUCUCUCCGCAGAAGCAUGCGGCUCGAGAAUAUCACAGAAAAGCCAAAGUGAUACGACAGCAGGCUGAGUCGAGUGCUCAGAAGAAACGCCACUCGCGUAAGAAGCACCCACAAUCUGAGGGUCGACCAAACGCUGGUUCAAAUCCCAAGAAGGAAAGCGUUCUCGAGGAGGAAAAUCACACGAAGGCCCUCAAAGUGAUGGACCCUGGUGCUGGUCAACUGGAUCCUUUCAACAUAGUCAUGCCUAGUAAUGUGCCUUCUUAUGUGUUGGAAAUGCUUGAUUAUGGUGUUUCGAUUCUUCAAUCCGGUAUAACACUCUGCCUCCUGCACUAUCCUCCUGUGAUCCCCACCGAGCAUACAGCAGCCUCUCUGCACGCAGCGGCAACCAGCAAAUCUCCGUCCAGCACCGUCUCGGCACUAGGAAACCUGCGCGAUGUUGUCGUCAGUUGCGCCCUGCAUUCGCCAGCCUCCUUUUACACCAUUGCCCUCGCUGGUGCAACGCACAAAUCUUAUUCCACCGAGACUUCACACAAAAUCAAAAUCCUCCGCUUCCACUACGCAGUCGAAGCUGUAAAGCAGUUGAACCAUGAACUCCAGACACUCGACGGUGACCCAGCAGACGCACUACUCUUCUGUAUCAGUCUUCUCGCUGCCCACGCCUCUUCCGGUGAGCAGCUCUCGACUCCUGUCAAAGAGCAGGCAAAGUCCCCACUUGCUACUGCUCAGACACAGUACUAUGGCAGUCUCCGCUGGGAGGAUGCGCACAUGAAAGCCAUCCGCCUGCUCGUCGAGCGCAAGGGAGGUAUUCACAAGGUCAAAUUGCCUGGCAUUGCGAAUGUUCUUGGGCUUGCCGAUAUAUUUAUGUCGUGGCUCAGCCUGAAACGUCCAGCCUGGCCCCUUCUUGCGCCCACGAGUCUCGUCCUCUCCACAUGGCCUGAUCCUCCACCAGCUCUGACCCAAACACUCCUGAACAUGACGACUGGCUUUGCACGACUACCCAAAACCCUGACUUCGACGGCCUUGUUCGAUGUGGUUGCCAGCGUCCGGACAAUCACCAUCGGAUAUGACAUGUAUCUCUCCCAGCAACCUCUCGCGCCAUCGCUCGUACAGAUCCUCUGGUCCAGGAACAGUGUCACGCAUGACUUGUUGAGCCUAAAUACGAGUUUAACAUCGGGCGACCUGGCUGCGGCGGCGGCGGCUUCCGCUCAAGAUAGCGAGGAAUUGUCGACGCACAAACGGCGAGAGGCUGGGGUGGCAUUGGACGUCUCGGAAAUGCAAGCGCUGUACCAGGUCAUCCGUCUAUCGACGCUAGCGUAUACUUUGCUUGUUUUGUUCCCGAUGCCGAGAGUCGGGGGGGUGCAUGCGGCACUGGCGAGGCAGAUCAUGGCCGCGGUGAAGACUUGCAUGGCCUUGGGAUUGUGGGAGCGCCGGAUGCAAGGGCAUGAGGAGUUACUGCUCUGGGCGACGAUGAUGGGCGGCAUGGUCGCGAACGAGAAUGCGCCGGUCAGGGAGUGGUUCGUGAAUGUGUUGACAAUGAAAAGCCCCGUGCUGUGUGAGAAAGACAUGUGGGAGGAGGUACGCGGAGUGGUCACACAAUACUUGUGGUUCGAUGGGCCCGAGUGCGACGGCGUCGGGAGGGAGGUGUGGAUAGAGGUCUGCGAGAUGGGCGAUGAGGGCGGUGGGUGAGGGGCAAGCCGCAGACAGGCAGGGAGAGUCAAUGUCGACGACGCAGAUUGACACAAUGGGUACAUGAUGGCUGGUAUCCUCGCGCCGGGACAAGGAUCAUUGACAUGUGGCGAGAGACUGAAAACUA